GGCGAUUUGAAUGAUUUUCGCAACUACCAAAGCAAACUGGUAUAAAAAUCGAAUGGAACUCAUCGAACGCGCAUUGCGCAAGUUCGAACCGAGAUCCGAGCAAGCGGUUACCGAAUCACCGCUUUCGUGCUUUUUCAUUCAAAGGGACGCACACAAAAAAGAGAUGGUUGUCAUGUGUCAGUAUACCGUGAGAGGCGACGUUGGUUCGAGCCAGUCCGAGUUGUAGUAAACACUACAAAACUAGACUAUAUUUUAACAAAACAACAAACACGGCGUGUGUUUUGUGCAAGUGUUUCGGCCCCCCUGGGGUCCUACAUGGAUAUGGCCAAAUAUUACCUUAGCACGGACCACCAAUUUAUAAAGAGAGAAGCCGAAGAGUCUGAAGUAGAAUUAAGCGGGGAAGAAGAUUCUGAUGAAUCCGGUGGUCCAGAAAGCAGUUCUAGGUAUAGGAAAUCGAUAAAUAAGGGACGAUGGAGUAAAGAAGAAGAUACUAAAUUGAAGCAAUUAGUCGAAGAAUAUCAAGAUAAAUGGGAAUUAGUUGCCGAGCAUUUUCCUGACCGGUCGGACGUUCAAUGUCAACAAAGAUGGACAAAAGUCGUCAAUCCUGAUUUGGUAAAAGGACCAUGGACAAAAGAGGAGGACGAGAAGGUGAUAGAGCUGGUGAACAAAUACGGCGCGAAAAAAUGGACGCUAAUCGCGCGCCACCUCAGAGGCAGGAUAGGGAAGCAGUGCCGCGAGCGGUGGCACAACCACUUGAAUCCGAAGAUAAAGAAGAGCGCCUGGACCGAACAGGAGGACGAAAUCAUCUACCAGGCGCACCAAGUGCUGGGCAAUCAAUGGGCGAGGAUAGCGAAACUGUUGCCCGGCAGGACCGACAACGCCAUCAAGAACCAUUGGAACUCGACGAUGCGCAGGAAAUACGAGACGGAGCACCGGGAGAACGGCGAAUCGAGGCGAGGACGGCAUCGGAAGAGCGUCGCCAGGCAAGGCGAUGCCAACUUCUAUUCCCAUUACGGACAGCAGAGGUCGCAGGCCUCGCAAGUUAGCUCCGGCGAAAAUGUACCUGGGUUUAAAAGAGAAAAUGAUUGGACGGUGGAAAUGUACGAUCACGGCAGCAGCCAAUCGAGCAACGGGGCGCUUUCGAACGGCGCCCCGACGCCCAGCCCGACGUCCCAAAACCUCCCGAACGCCUACGAGCGAACGACGACGUCUCCGCCGCAAAUGGCGCAAAAUUCCAAAGAUCCGGUUCUGUACAAUUUCGUGAGCGUCUACGGGAACCAGCCGUCGCCGGUGAAACUGACGCCGAUGAACGACGACGCCCUGUCGGACUUCGACAUAGGUUUUUACAAUUCGCCCGGCAUAAGCCCUUUGAAAAAUGGUAGGCAUCAAUCCAAAGCAAUGUUAAUCAACAACAACUUCGGCGCCUCCCGCGCCUCGACGCCUCCCAUCCUGCGGCGGGGAAGGGCGCGAAGGCGGACGGAGAGCUCGGAGAACCAAGACGUCAAUAUCGUGACGAAUCGGAUCGAGGACAUCGAUUUCGGCGGUCCGGGCAAACCGUCGUUUUUCAGCCCGUUGCGGAACGGCGUGUCGCCGAUCAAGCAGCUACCGUUCAGUCCGUCGCAGUUCCUGAACAGCCCCAACAUUUCCUUCGAUCACACGGCUAGUUCGACGCCGAAGGUGGCGCAAAACGGGGUCGUUUCGACGCCCGUCAAGGACAGGACCAAGUUUGAACGAGAUUACAGCCCGUUGAACACGCCCCGCGGCAUUCCCGCCAUCGCCAAAUCCUCCGAACCGAUAGCGUCCUGUUCGACCUCCGAUAUAACGUCUACUCCCACGAAACGGCUGCCCAACGAUACGCCUCGAACGCCCACGCCCUUCAAGAAGGCCCUGGCGGACCUCGAGAAGAAAUCGGGCCCCAUCAAGAACCUGCCCGACACGCCGUCGUCUCGGCUCGAAGACAUCACCGAGAUCAUGAAGAAGGACCAGGACAGCUCCCACUACGACACCGACACCAGUACGAUGGUCACUAACGAAAGUGGCUAUAUAUCCGGAAAUGUGACGGGAAAGCGGAAGAGUCCAACUUCUUCCGCGGGCGGUAAGGAGAACGUCCUUCCUAACAAGAGGGUUCGGAAAGCUUUAGCCCCCUCAUGGGCAUCGUCCUCCUCUCAAAUGAGUUCUACGGAUAUCUCUUUCGCAAUUGAAACUCCUAGUAAAUCAUUGGGUGAGGACACUUCAAUUUUAUUUUCUACUCCAUCGUCAAUAAUGAAAGACUCUUUGGGAGUGACAGGAUUGAUGGACUAUCCCCCGCAAGUGGGAUCCUCCAAGGUAGUUGGAUGGUUUCAUUUUGAAGAUAGUAAUUUCCUGUCCUAAAUCCUUCGUCCUUUACUGUCGUAUCCUUCUACAAAAAAAAACACAACUUCUCACCUUUUUGCUCUUCUCCUUUUUGUUAAAUGCAUUUUAGUAGUUCGGUAUUGGGCUCUCUAAAAAUCGUCUCUCUUUCUUCACACUUUCCUUCAGGCUGCUCUGAUUUAUGCAUGAAACGAAUCUAUAGAAAUUUCCGAAGGGAUAAUUGAAGUAGGUUUUAAACUAACGUAGGAUUUAAAUAAUAAAAAAUCAAAAAAAAUUAUGCAUACAUGCGAAUGAAGAAGGGUCGGUUGAAGUCGUGAUUAGUACAAAUUGUAGAGGUUUCCUUCCCGCUGAUUGUAGUUUUUUUGUGAAUGAUGAAAGUAAGGUGGUAUGCGUGCACUAUCGAAAUAAUACGAUUUAUAUUCUUCUUAUUUAUUAUGUACUUAUUUAGCUCUCCAAUUAUAUGCCAUAAUUUGUACAUGAACAAACAUAUUUUUGCAAAAUUAGGGCAAGUAGGUACGGUAACCACAUUAAAAAUGGUCGUGUAUACAGAAAAAAAGUGUUGUUUAAAAUGUACUCUAAGUUAUUUUUACAUUUCUUCUGUCUCGAUCAGUAAUUGUGCUAAAUAUCGCCUUCAGUUUUUCUUUCUAUAAUUCACAAUUAACUUGCAUAAUGCAUA
Molecule: messenger RNA, 3025 nt
Organism: Phyllotreta striolata
Lineage: Eukaryota; Metazoa; Arthropoda; Insecta; Coleoptera; Chrysomelidae
Source: the annotation of a GenBank genome assembly